This is a messenger RNA of Anoplophora glabripennis (Asian longhorned beetle), 729 nucleotides long. RefSeq names its product zinc finger protein 19-like. Gene Ontology annotation, biological process: regulation of transcription by RNA polymerase II. Bases 1 to 729 code for a protein of 242 amino acids. Gene Ontology annotation, molecular function: DNA-binding transcription factor activity; RNA polymerase II cis-regulatory region sequence-specific DNA binding. The record is from RefSeq and is a predicted model, not a curated record. NCBI's taxonomy places the organism in Eukaryota, Metazoa, Arthropoda, Insecta, Coleoptera, Cerambycidae. The transcript has 2 exons.
AUGUUUCAUUUUAUACAUUUCAAACUACAGUUCUAUUUGAAUGACUCCCUAGUUUACGGAAAUCAUUCAAGAUUAUUUUCAAGUAAAAGUGUCGCUUCCAGUUCCCGUUCUUACAACUACGUAGAUGAAGACAUGAAGCUGAUGGAGCAGAUGGAGAAUAAUAGCAAAGCUGAAUACACCGAGUACAUCCCCGAGGAGCAGACCGAAACGAGGUACCCUGUAACUGAUCCGAGGAAACCCUUCGUCUGCCAGCACUGUGGCAUUGGUUUUGCUCGAGAGAAGGCCAUGCUUUCACACACCCGAGUCCAUGCCGAGGGCGACAGUCCUUUCGAGUGCCAGAAGUGCGGCGAGAUGUUUUGGGACCCUGUUCAGAUGCGUGAACAUGCCAAGCAGAAGCACGGGGACGUGGAGGACUUUGAUGAUGAUGAGGACGAGGACUAUUCGGAGGAGGAAACCAAAUAUGGAACAUUCUACUGCACGACCUGCGGCCUGUCCUUUCACCGGCAGGACAAACUGAGAAGCCACCAGCGUGUCCAUAUCAAGGAGGAGUUUGUGAACGAACACGAGUUUGGCCAUAUAUGCAACGUCUGCGGAGAAUCCUUCCAGGAGGCUCUCGAUUUGUUGGCCCACGCAGAGGUGCAUGCUAGGGGAACGGAGCAUCGGUGCAUGAUUUGCGGGGAGAGCGGAGCCGAUGAAAAUGCUGUCGCUGUCCAUGUUCAGGUAAACUAA